Messenger RNA from Blumeria graminis f. sp. triticale, 1275 nucleotides. Lineage: Eukaryota; Fungi; Ascomycota; Leotiomycetes; Helotiales; Erysiphaceae. The record is from the annotation of a GenBank genome assembly.
AUGUCUCUUCCCGCAACCCGAGAACGCCGACCGUCUUUUGGACCAACUGUCUACCAUGACGAAGAAGAAGUUGCCGUUAAGCGCCCACCACGCGUGUUCUAUGAAGAGGUCGCCAGAGAAAAACCGAGACGCUCCUCAUCCGUCAACUCGUACCCAGCUGCAACACACCAUGAGAACGCCAGAAAAGCUGGAGAUAUCACCAGUCCCGUACAGAGUCCGAACAAAGCAGGCUUCGUCGAAUCAGUAAUUGAGAAGCAGUAUAUUGAUGAUGAGAAGGGAUUUAUCGAGAAACCAUUCACAGCCGACGACAAAUACUACACCGAGCCAUACGGCGGAGAUCGUAAUUCUCACCAUCGGGGUCGACGAGGUGUUAUCGACAAAUAUUUCCCGCCGCAACACGAGGAAGCUUUUGAUAGAUCACAACUCUGGUGGAGUCGCGUACGACACGCCAUCCGUGAACCACUUUCUGAGUUUUUUGGUGUCUUUGUAUUGGUUCUAUUUGGCGAUGGUGCCAUUGCCCAAGUGGUAUUGAGCAAUAAUACUCGAGGGGACUGGCAGAGCAUUUGCUGGGGCUGGGGUCUCGGAGUCAUGCUUGGAGUUUACGUUGCAGGGAUCAGUGGGUCAAAUAUUAACCCCGCCGUCACUUUCACAAACUGUGUCUUCCGUAAACACCCAUGGCAUAAAUUCCCUGUCUACUUAAUGGCUCAAGUCUUGGGUGCCUUCUGCGCAGCAGGCGUAGUUUACGCAAACUACAAAUCAGCUAUCGAUGUCUUUGAGGGUGGUGCCGGGAUAAGAACCGUACCUGGAUACAGCCAAAAUGCCACAGCCGGUAUAUUCGCCACUUACCCGCAACCGUUCAUGACUCAAACCGGUGAAUUUUUCAGCGAGUUCAUUUGCGCCACCCUUCUCAUGUUUACUAUUUACGCCCUAAAGGACGAGAAGAAUAGGUAUGCCGAUAAGUUUAUUCCUCUCAUCCUAUUCUUCGUAGUGUUUGGUAUUGGAGCUUGCUUCGGAUGGGAAACUGGCUUCGCCAUAAAUAUGGCACGCGACUUUGGCCCAAGACUUAUGACUUACUGUCUCGGAUAUGGCAACGAAGUCUGGACUGCAGCUGGACACUAUUUCUGGAUACCUAUGGUCGCUCCAUUCUUAGGAUGUUUGUUCGGUGCAUGGUUAUAUGAUAUGUUCCUCUACACCGGUGAAUCACCUGUCAAUACUCCAUACAUGGGACUACAGCGCCUUUUAAGACAAGGAUCUCCCAACGACAAUCCCGUUUAA